UUUUGCGUACAGUGCGAUGAUGUUAGUUAAAGGUUAGCUCAACAGACGAGUUGUAGGAGUCACGUCGGGACUCGUCCUCUUGUUGUUGCGUUGUGAGUUAGUUAAUGUGCAGAGUCUAACGUUAAAGCUGUCAUAGCGACGUUAUGGAGAAGCUCUGCGCUUAAAUCCGAGGUUUUAUUUUUUUUUUUUUUUCAGGGUCUUCGCUGGCUCUUAACGUUACCCAGCUGUCGUUCAUUGAUUGUAACGUUAAAAUAAAAUGUGGACGAGUCAGCAGUCGUUCAUUUAACUGCGUAACGUAAAGGCAACAGCCAACAACAAGGAGGCUCUAACUUCACCCAGUGAAACCACAGGCUGUAGUGAUGUCGGAGCCUAAGCCCCCGACUCCGACCCCCGGAGACACAUACAAGGGUUGGCUCUUCAAAUGGACUAACUACAUCAAAGGUUACCAGAGACGCUGGUUUGUUCUGAGCAAUGGGCUGCUGUCUUACUAUAGGACCCAGGCAGAGAUGGGUCAUACAUGCCGAGGCACCAUCAACUUGGCCACAGCUAAUAUCGCUGUGGAGGACUCGUGCAAUUUUGUAAUUUCCAACGGAGGGGCGCAGACCUACCACUUGAAGGCCAACUCAGAAGUAGAGCGCCAGCGGUGGAUCACUGCCCUGGAGCUCGCCAAGGCGAAGGCUGUCCGCAUGCAGGCCGAAUCUGAUGACUCGGGUGACGAUUGCCCUGCGGUGCCCCCCACCUCAGGACAGGGUGGAGGCUGCCGUAACUCAGAAGUCCAGUCCACACUACGCACACUAAACAGCAAGGUGGAGGACCUCACCACCUGCAACGAUCUCAUUGUCAAGCAUGGGUCUGCCCUCCAAAGGUCUUUGUCAGAGCUGGAGGGGAUUCGUGUCGGAGGGGAAAUGGGGGAAAAGAUCAGACAAGUGACAGAGAGAGCCACGCUGUUCAGAAUCACCUCUAAUGCCAUGAUCAAUGCAUGUAGAGACUUCCUCUCCCUGGCCCAGAGCCACAGUAAGCGCUGGCAGAAGGCCUUACAGGUUGAAAGAGACCAGAGGAUACGACUGGAGGAGACUCUGGAGCAGCUCGCCAAGCAGCACAACCAUUUGGAAAGAGCUUUCAGAGGAGCCACAGUUCUCCCCCCAUCAUUCAGCAACCCUGCCUUAGGUAACAAAGGCGGUGUGCCAGGAAAAGGUGAUGCCAGUGACGAGGAUGAUGACAAUGAGUUCUUUGAUGCUAUGGAAGACCCAGCAGAGUUUAUCACUGUCCCUGCUGACCCCAAGUAUCACAGGAGAUCUGGCAGCAACGUUAGUGGGAUCAGCAACGAGACUGGAAUGGAUGAUCAGUCGGUAAAUUUUGAUGAACUGUCUUUGGCAUCCAAUCCAGAGUCUCCACAGUCUCUUGAGCUGGAGCCAGUUCGACAAAGACGGACUCGUAUCCCUGACAAGCCCAACUAUUACCUCAAUCUGUGGAGCAUCAUGAAGAAUUGUAUUGGAAAGGAGCUCUCAAAAAUACCAAUGCCUGUGAAUUUCAAUGAACCCCUGUCAAUGCUGCAACGUCUAUCUGAAGACCUGGAGUACUACGAACUGCUGGAUAAGGCUGCUAAAUGUCAGAGCUCCCUAGAGCAGAUGUGUUACGUGGCCGCUUUCACUGUCUCUUCCUACUCCACCACUGUCCACCGUACAGGAAAACCUUUCAAUCCUCUGCUGGGAGAAACCUUUGAGCUUGAUCGGCUAAAAGAGUGUGGCUACCGCUCCCUCUGUGAACAGGUGAGUCACCACCCACCUGCUGCAGCUCACCAUGCCAUCUCUGAAAAGGGCUGGACCCUCAGACAAGAAAUUACCUUGGCCAGCAAGUUUAGAGGAAAAUAUCUCUCUAUCAUGCCUUUGGGUUCUAUCCAGUGUUUAUUUGAAAAGAGCAACAAUCACUACUCUUGGAAGAAAGUGACCACAACAGUACACAACAUCAUUGUUGGAAAAUUAUGGAUUGACCAGUCAGGGGAGAUAGAUGUGGUGAACCACAAGACAGGAGAUCGCUGCCAUCUCAAGUUUGCGCCCUACAGUUACUUCUCCAGAGAUGUACCAAGAAAGGUGACAGGAGUAGUAACAGAUAAGGAUGGGAAGGCUCAUUACGUGCUAUCUGGAACCUGGGAUGAGAAGAUGGAGUUUUCGAGGGUAAUGCAGAGCAGUAAAGGCGAGAAUGGCACUGAAGGCAAACAGAGGACUGUCUAUCAGACCCUCAAAGCCAAAGAAAUCUGGAAAAAGAACCCUUUACCAGAGGGAGCAGAGAACAUGUACUACUUCUCCUCUCUGGCCUUGACGCUCAACGAACCUGAAGAAGGAGUGGCACCUACUGACAGUCGAAAACGCCCUGACCAGCGGUUAAUGGAGGACGGCCGCUGGGAUGAGGCUAACGCAGAGAAACAGAGGCUGGAAGAGAAACAGCGCACCACCCGUCGAGAGAGGGAGAGGGAGGCUGUUAAAGCAGUCAGCCCACCUGAGGAAGCUGUCACUGAGGAUUCAAUCAAUGAUUCACCCUUGAAAACUGAUGCAGUGGAGACUGGCACAGAAGCAAAUGAGGUUUCUGAUGAAACUGACACAGAGGACUCUCCCCCUCAUACACCUGUUGCAUCCCCUUAUGGACCAUCGCCAAACCCUUAUCUAAUGGAAGGCAAGGAAGGUCCUUAUGGAGCUCAAGUCAAAAGCGCCCAUCAAGACAACUACCAAGCCCUGUGGUUCGAGAAGUUGGACGACUCCGCGUCCGGAGAGACCUUGCACGUCUACAAGGGCGGUUACUGGGAGGCGAAGGAACAGGGCUCCUGGGACAUGUGCGCUGACAUCUUCUGAUCCCGGCCGAGUCAACUUGUUUUUCCUUUUUGUGGUGUAAAAAUGAGAAGAUGCUAAGAGGUGACCUACCUUACAUCAGAUAAAGUGGGGAAGCCUAACAUCAACCUUUCUUAAAUGUCCUCAGCUUCAACUGAUCACCCCACUCCACUCCCCCUUCCCAGCAGUGAUUGGCUCAGGAUUAAGGGCAUCUGGACUUCAUCCUCAACAUAGAUACAAUGCACAUUGUAGCAUUGUUGUGACAUUGCUGCUGAUUAGUGUUCAGAAUUCCCUCUCACUGCCUCUUGGGCUUAAUCUUGGUCCACUUGUUUGUUCUUGGGUUCCUUGGUAAAGCCUUUGAUUUGCAUUUGGCAACAGGUUAUUCUGGUAAUGUCAUUAUGCAGUCUCUUUAAAAGCACUAUUGUGAAAGGCGUAGUUUAUCCUGGUGACAUCUUACAAUAUUCAAGGUUUGUUUGGAUAGAGUGAGCUCUUACCUAACAUGUAAUUUAUUUGUUUGUUUUUUGUGCAUUCCUGAUAAUGAUUAUUUAGCGAUGAGUUUAUUGGAGCGUCCCCAGCACAGCAACACUGGAAGUCAAAGUUUAAUUAUACCCAAUGUUUUAGUAGUUCACACAGUAAAUAUUCACUAUACCGGUUUCAGACCACAUUAAAUGCAUAAAUGUAUGAGCUUCAGUGGUUCUGAUAAAAAAAAAACAGUUUUCUUCAUACUGUUUCUUCAGAAAAUAAUUAAUGGCAUAUUUGAACAAUUAUUUUUCGAAUUUAUCUGGUAUAAAAUGUAAGUUUGCCUUUGAAUUUAUUGUGAUUUGCGGUGCUACUUUAUUCCCUGAAGUGAAAGAAGUCCGGAGUUAUACUAUAUCCACAAAUUAGCCUUUUUUUUUAUUUUUUACACUCGUCUGCUCCCUUUCAAAAUCUAUUUAUGAUUGUUUUUCCCCCUAAUAUUCCCCAAAUCCCCCUAUAAAAUACAUGAUAGUGGUGAAGAGACAGAAAGUAGUUCAUUGUGAUUAUGCACUCCUCACACAUAUAUACAAGUCUGGUUUUGUCAUCUUAAGAAUCCCUAAUUGUGGAUCUUAAAUGGCUGCAUCCUUUGUUUCUUUUCUUAAAACGUUUCACUAUAUAAUAAUGACAUUACAUGUUUUUUCUAUCUUUUUUAUUAAUGAAGAAUAAUUACAUUUCUGUGUGUAGCACAUUUAUUUUAAUAGAAUAUGUGUUCUUUAUUUAAUAUAAUAACAUUGAAUAUAAAAAAUACCAAUGGCACUAUUGCCAGCAAUGUGGGGAAAACAUUCAGAAGAAUUUUAGUUUUUUCAUGUUUUGUUUUGUUUUUUCCUUCAGCACAAAAGGUAAUUUACACUUAAUCCACAUUUUGCAGUUAGUAAAUUACAUGUACACAAACCUAUGAAAAAUCUGUUAUGUUUUGUGAGACACUGCGGCCCCCCGAAAAACACAACGUUCACUGGACAUAUAGGGUGAGUGGCGCUUGCAUUUAAAAGAUUUGUGAAGGGGGCGGCUCAGAAUAAACUGCGUGUACGUAAGUUGCUCUUUGAAGAAUGUAGCUGUUGAUCGUUGAAAGUGUUGAGUAAGAUGAAAUCAUCUUGUGUGUAAGAUUGACUCUAAUCCUUACGUUUAAGAUUGAAUAUGUUAUUAAGUCUAUUUUGAUUCUCCAACCGAGUGCACACAUUUCAGACUUGUAUUUUCAUACAUAAAGUUUGUGCUCUUACUAAUACUUGGAUCUACCAAGUAUUCAGUUCUACUUUCAAAGUAAGUGUCGAGGCCGACAUUGAGCUGCUGAGAUUAAUUUGCUCAGUUGGCACUGAGCUGUGUGCUUAUUUCUACUGGCUUGAUGAUUUAGUGAAGGAAAACGUGAGGCAAGUGUUUUUGUCCUCCAUAGUUUACUUCAAACGUAUUGAUCAUAGCUUUAAUCUUGAUUUAGGUUAUUUUAGUCUGUGUGUUGCGAGUGUAGAUUAUUAACAAACAGCAAUAAGAGUGCCUCAGUGCAUAUACAUGUGGCACAAAAUGAAAUGUAUGAAGCGAGAACUAAACCUGCAAAAACUGAAUUCUGUCAUUGUAUUUGUCUCUUUUGUUAUUCGUCAUAUGAGUGGAAGGACUGCGGUGUGGUGGAUGAAAAUCUAAAGUUCAUUUUAUAUUCAAGUGUACUUAAAAUGAGAACACUGAAAAUGAAGAUCACAAAACAUAAUGUUGCAAAUAUUUCUGUGUAAAUAUAUUAAAUAGUAAAGUAAUUGUGGUAUUAACUGGUUAUAUUGAUAGAGAAUCUAAUGGUGGUGAUGCACUUUUCCUUUUUUUUUCCCCAUCUCACAACUGGAUGUAUUUCAUUGUCUCAGCUGAGUGUACUAUGUUACCACGAGUCACUCUACUGGCUCGGAUAGCUUUAUUUAAAUUAUAUGAAGUUCUGAACAAUUCCCUACUAUUGCUACAUACAUCGUGUGUGUGUGUGUGUGUGUGUGUGAGGAAUGUACAGCUAGAUGCCACACUACAUCUCUAUAAUGACAGAAUGAGUUCACAGGUUUGUCUGCCCUGUCUUUUUCAACAUAUAUAAUUAUAAUGUUGAUUUUCAGCCACUGCUCUCUCUAUUUACAUAGCCCCAUUAUUCCAUUCAACCUUUUUCACUCCUUUCAUUGUUUCCAGCUAUGAUUUUUGCCCUGCACUUUGGACACUGUCACUAUACAUAAUGCCACAAGAUCCCACAAUUCGUACAAAUUGACUGGUGUCCUUGCACUCAUGCAAAGUACAUCCAUUAUCUUUCAUGCCCUUUGUGGUUUGACUUACAAAUGGUCAACUUUUGAUGUUGGCUACUGGAGAGUUUGUCAUUUUGUGAGUUUUCCUAUGUCCAGUAAUUGCAAAGAUAUUUCCAUUUGUUGAAAUAUACAUAUGUAUUGACUCACGGCUCUGAGCAUAUUUUCCACCUUUUCUGUCCUUUCGGUGCAGUUUUUUUUUUUUUAGCUGGAUUGUGUUAGGGGUUGACAAUAUUAAAGUUUGAAUGGAGAUGAAGUGCA
Dicentrarchus labrax (European seabass) is the source of this 5848-nucleotide messenger RNA. Its product is annotated as oxysterol-binding protein 1. The coding region runs from base 360 to 2846 and encodes 828 amino acids. Gene Ontology annotation, molecular function: sterol binding. NCBI's taxonomy places the organism in Eukaryota, Metazoa, Chordata, Actinopteri, Moronidae. The transcript is spliced from 21 exons. The record is from RefSeq and is a predicted model, not a curated record. Gene Ontology annotation, cellular component: membrane; cytosol; intracellular membrane-bounded organelle.